Messenger RNA from Helianthus annuus (common sunflower), 861 nucleotides. RefSeq lists its product as uncharacterized. Gene Ontology annotation, biological process: exocytosis. Gene Ontology annotation, molecular function: K48-linked deubiquitinase activity; cysteine-type deubiquitinase activity. Gene Ontology annotation, cellular component: exocyst. The coding region runs from base 1 to 834 and encodes 277 amino acids. The record is from RefSeq and is a predicted model, not a curated record. Lineage: Eukaryota; Viridiplantae; Streptophyta; Magnoliopsida; Asterales; Asteraceae. The transcript has 4 exons.
AUGAUAGUGGAGGUAGUAGUUAUUAUUAUGAAAGAGAUUGAGUUUCGAAGUGAUGUUUAUGUUGAUGCGGAUGCGAUUAAGGAGCUUAAAGGGAUUGCUGAUAGGAUGAUUAGGUCUGGUUAUGAGAAAGAGUGUUGUCAAGUGUAUUGUAGUGUUCGGCGAGAUGUGUUGGAUGAGUGUUUGUCGAUUCUUGGGGUUGAGAAGGUUAGUGUUGAGGAAGUGCAGAGGAUUGAGUACAAGGUUUUAGAUGAGAAGAUAAGAAAUGGAUUCAGUUGGGUUAAUUUGAGGGUUUUAUAUUUGGUUUCAUUUAGGUUGAAGGUAGACAUUCCCGUAUAUCACGGUUGGAUUAUAGAUCCACAGGAUAUCGAAACUUCAAAUGCCAUUGGCUCAAAGUCGUAUGAUACGCUGAUGGAGGAUCUUACGGAUCUACAAAUUCGAAAUAUGAGAACUCUUUCUAUGAAUACUAGAGAUCCUGAGAAUCAUGAAAGUGAUGAAGUAGUGAAAGAAACAGAUACGUCGGGUGGUGAGUGUAGCGGAUCAAGGAUCAGGCGCGAUGGUGAUUGGGUAACUUUCGGUGAAUCAACGUCAAAUGAAGCAAGCUCAUCUGCAGUUAAUAUCGUUCGUGGAUCAGCGAUAGAGAUGACGGAAAUUAUAUCCGGUUCUUCAACUUCAACAUCUAACGAGAAUGAAGAUGAGGUUGGAAUUACUGCAAGACAAGGGGAACUGAUAAAAAAACUUUCUCGACAACAAUGCGAGUCAGUUAACUGUGCAUGGCUUAUAUUGCUUGAUAGACGGUAUAAAAGAUCGCGAACUUUGUGUGUUAUUUCGCAAUGAUCACUUCAGUACGAUGUUCAAGGUUGG